This is a messenger RNA of Drosophila elegans, 851 nucleotides long. RefSeq lists its product as uncharacterized. NCBI's taxonomy places the organism in Eukaryota, Metazoa, Arthropoda, Insecta, Diptera, Drosophilidae. The record is from RefSeq and is a predicted model, not a curated record. The transcript is spliced from 4 exons. Bases 30 to 581 code for a protein of 183 amino acids.
UUGAGCUGAUCACAGCAUACGGUUGAGCCAUGGAUUUAUCUAGCUGUCUGCUGCUCUUUCUGGUAUUUAUUUCAACGUCCAAAGUUGUGUUUACAAUCUGCAUUCCCCCAAAUCACUGCAUCGAAGAUAUGGAGGAAAGUGAUGCCCAAGCCCAAUUCGACUAUGUUCUGGGCAAAUAUGACGAGCUGGAAAUGAAAAUUCCCGGCAAGCCAGUUGGUUUGCAUGGCAAAGUGGUUACGCAUGGCGAGGCGGAGGAGCAGCACUUGGUGUUCCAGUACAUGGACAAUACGCUGCAUGACAUCAUCCAGACGUGUGCGUUUGUGGUCAAGCGGACUCCUGGCGAGUGCGAGAAUAUCCGGACCUACUGCUCGGCCUUCCUGAGCCGCCUGCCACGCCCCCUUCUGGAGCGCCAGCCCAUUGCCGUUUGCGAGGACGGGGUGCGGGUGGCGGAGGAGGAACCGGAGCCGGAACCGGAAGACGACCCGGAUGCAGAUGCUCAGGCGGAGGCUGAUCCGCAGCAGGAACAGCCGGAGACGACAACAUCGGAGCCGGCUAGCUUCAAGUUAAGAGCGUUCCACUGACCCCCGUCAGCGGUUGGAUUAUCCCUCUUCUGCAGAUGGCAUUAGUAUCUCAAGCAUUAGACAGCGAUUUCUAAAUUGAGUGAUUAAUUAAUUAAUUGGCAUUGAUUUGAUUUCAAUGAGAUCAAUUUAUAUUCAAGUUAUAAGCAUUAACAAUUUGUUUUGUUUUUAAUUUGCGUUAAAUGUUUUUUUAAAGAAUGUCUUCCAUGUCGUUUUACUUGUGUUUAAUUUGUGUGGCUAAGAAAAAUAGACCAAAUUGCUUAUAUUUACAAC